AUGGCUGGCACGAUUACUAUGGAAAAAGUUGACCGACCCGAAUUAGCUAAACACGAUUCAUCGAUUCUCGAUCUCGUUUUUAUCAUGGAUUGUACUUCAUCAAUGUCAUCCUAUAUUUCGAGUGCUUUGGACAACAUUCGUGCAAUCGUCGAGGAAAUUGUUGUUAGUGAGAAAAGUGAUAUUCGUUUGGCACUAGUCGAGUAUCGUGAUCAUCCACCACAAGACAAUACUUUUGUAACGCGCGUGCAUGAUUUUACGGCUAAGGUUAGCGAAAUGAGAGAUUGGUUACAACAAUGUCAAGCAUAUGGUGGUGGAGAUUUAGCAGAAGCCGUGGCGGAUGGACUUCAUGCUGCUCUCAAAUUAUCGUGGCGUGCUGAAUCUACAAAAAUUUGUAUUUUGAUUGCCGAUGCACCGCCUCAUGGACUUGAUCCUAGUGGUGAUGGUUUUCCAGAUGGAUGUCCCAACGGUCUCGACCCCAUCCAAAUCGUUCGAGAAAUGGUGGAAAAGCACAUUACACUGUAUUCAGUCGGAGUUGAACCACCUAUUACGCCUUAUCGUGAUUUUUUUAUGUCAUUGGCUUAUACUACAGGUGGUCAAUAUGUUCCUAUGAUUAAUGCUCAGCUUUUAGCAAAAGUUAUUAUCGGCGGUGUACGUGAAGGAAUUUCAUUGGAACGGUUGAUGCAAGCCGCUGAACAGGAUAUUAACCGUGAAAUGCAACAAGCAGAAGCAGAAGGAGUUGAUGAUAAAGAAAAAAUCAAGCGAAUCAAUACUAUUUUCACAACGAAAAAUCUAUGUUCGACACAGAUGGCAAAUCCGUUUGGAACAACAUCGUGCACCGCUAAGGCAUUUUCUUCUAAUUGUCAUACUAUGGCUCAAAUGCAACAUGCUUUUUUAUCGGCACCGCGACCUAAUCAAUCAGCAUUCACGACAACCUCGCAUUCUCCAUUUUCGUUUGGUUCACAUUCCACCAUUGCACCUGGAGUUCCUCCAGCUUUAUUUAGUACGCCUUCCACUACUACUCCUUUACCUAACUCGUCAAUAUUUGGUAUGCCAUCGAGUAUUCCACCAAAUACCACGCCAUUUUCGUUCGGCGCACCUUCCACUAAUCUUCCAGGUACUAUUUCUCCGUUUGGUCCAUCUGCGACUCCUACAUCUAUGAUUAAUUCGUCAAUAUUUGGGACGUCAUCAUCCAUUGCACCAAAUGCUCCCUCGUUUUCGUUUGGCGCACCUAUGGCUGCUCCACCUGGAAAUGCUUCGUUCGCAUUUGCAACUCCAACAAACGCUUCUGGUACAAGUAGUUCAGCAGCACAGACAGCUAUGACCUAUGAUGUGAUGGAACAUACAGCUGUCAAUGAAGACCAAGCUGAGCGAAUCUAUCAGAAAUGGCAAAAUCGUAAAAAGUAG
This is a messenger RNA of Adineta ricciae, 1404 nucleotides long. NCBI's taxonomy places the organism in Eukaryota, Metazoa, Rotifera, Eurotatoria, Adinetida, Adinetidae. The record is from the annotation of a GenBank genome assembly.